Lizanozyma spartinae is the source of this 960-nucleotide messenger RNA. Its product is annotated as cationic amino acid transporter. The transcript has a single exon. The record is from RefSeq and is a predicted model, not a curated record. Bases 1 to 960 code for a protein of 319 amino acids. Lineage: Eukaryota; Fungi; Ascomycota; Pichiomycetes; Serinales; Debaryomycetaceae. Gene Ontology annotation, biological process: basic amino acid transmembrane export from vacuole. Gene Ontology annotation, cellular component: fungal-type vacuole membrane.
AUGGCGCCUCCUCCACCAAUCAUCAUAGACGCCGAAGCCGUCAGUGGGAUCACUGGGUCGAUUUCUAUUGCAUGUUGGGUCAUCGUAUUUGCUCCACAGAUUUACGAGAACUUUCGUAGAAAGAGCAGCGAAGGCUUGUCUCUCUCGUUUGUUAUACUAUGGUUGGUCGGAGACCUUUUCAACGUCUUGGGUAGUGUGAUUCAAGGAGUUUUACCCACCAUGAUCAUCUUGGCCAUCUACUAUACUUUUGCUGAUAUAAUUUUAUUAUGGCAGUGUCUCUUUUACGGGAAUGGGUCAAAGGAAACAGACCUUAUUCAUUUAUCUCCGGCCAACCCCUUUGAUGGAGACGUUUUAGAAACUGUGUUGAGCCGAGGAAGAGAAGAAGAUAACCAAAGUGAGUCAUCUAGUGAUUCUGAGUCUUUAAGUUACACUAAGCCGGCCUCCAAAUAUGAAUGGCUAGUGAAUGCCAUGUUUAAAACAUUAGUGGUAUUAUCAGUCAUUGGUGCAGGCUUACUUGGAUGGUACAUUUCCUAUCUUAACACUCAAAAACAUAAGAAGAAGCACCCUCUGGAACCUAAGCCUGAGUUAGUAUUUGAUCCCUUGGCCCAACUUUUCGGUUGGAUAUGUGCUAUAUUAUACUUGGGAUCUCGUAUACCUCAAAUCGUUUUAAAUUACGAGCGUAAAUCUUGUGAGGGGAUUUCGUUUAUGUUCUUUUUGUUUGCCUGUUUGGGUAAUUUGACGUAUGUAAUCAGUAUAUUGAGUAUUGAUACCAGUUUUAAUUACUUGUGGGUCAAUUCAUCUUGGUUAGCGGGCUCAUUGGGGACUUUGGGACUUGAUUUCACUAUUUUCGUUCAAUUCUUCCUAUACAAUGAGAACUACUCUAGUGAAUCAGACAGCGAAGAAUCGAGCCAAUUGAUCAACGGAUCUGAAGCCGCAGUGGAUUAUGGGGUUAUUAAUUAG